This is a messenger RNA of Poeciliopsis prolifica (blackstripe livebearer), 2396 nucleotides long. It is a transcript of the gene slc5a2, whose product is annotated as solute carrier family 5 member 2. Gene Ontology annotation, cellular component: plasma membrane. The transcript has 15 exons. The record is from RefSeq and is a predicted model, not a curated record. Gene Ontology annotation, molecular function: D-glucose:sodium symporter activity. Gene Ontology annotation, biological process: sodium ion transport; transmembrane transport. NCBI's taxonomy places the organism in Eukaryota, Metazoa, Chordata, Actinopteri, Cyprinodontiformes, Poeciliidae. The coding region runs from base 83 to 2071 and encodes 662 amino acids.
UCCUGAAACCCAGCAGGCUUCACUUGAAAGCCGCGGAUGUUGUGAGAACUGAGAAAAGUUUCAGGUUUGACUAAAAGGAGCGAUGGCGGAACCCUCAUCAGGAAACGUGACCAUCAACAAUCCCGCCGACAUUGCUGUCAUCGCUGGAUACUUCAUGAUGGUCAUCGGCGUUGGUGUUUGGUCCAUGCUUCGGACCAAUCGUGGAACGGUGGGAGGAUAUUUCCUGGCAGGACGUUCCAUGGCUUGGUGGUCGGUUGGUGCAUCACUGUUUGCCAGUAAUAUUGGGAGCGGUCAUUUUGUGGGCCUGGCAGGAACCGGGGCAGCGGCGGGCAUCGCUGUGGGAGGCUUCGAGUGGAACGCUCUGUUCAUCGUGUUGCUGCUGGGCUGGCUGUUCGUACCCGUCUACCUCACUGCCGGGGUGAUCACGAUGCCUCAGUACCUGAAGAAGAGGUUCGGCGGGGCCAGGAUCAGCCUCUACCUGUCCGUCAUCUCUCUCUUCCUUUACAUUUUCACCAAGAUCUCAGUGGAUAUGUUUUCUGGAGCUGUGUUUAUCCAGCAGGCGUUAGGCUGGAAUAUUUAUGUGUCUGUGAUCGCGCUUCUGUUAAUCACAGCCUUGUACACUGUCACAGGUGGCCUUGCAGCUCUAAUGUACACAGACACUUUUCAGACGUUUGUCAUCAUCGCUGGUGCUUUCGUCCUCACCGGCUUCUCCUUUGCUGAAAUCGGUGGCUACAGCGCCCUGCUUACCAAAUACUACUCUGCCAUUCCGAGUAACUUCUCCUCCCUGGACACCCAGCGCUAUAACAUCUCCUCCCAGUGCUACACCCCGAGACAGGACGCCUUCAGCCUGCUGAGGGACCCGACCGUGGGGGACCUUCCCUGGCCUGGUGUCGUGUUCGGGAUGACAAUAGGGGGGAUCUGGUACUGGUGCUCUGAUCAGGUGAUUGUCCAGAGGUGCCUGGCAGCUCGCAGUCUCACCCAUGUGAAGGCUGGCUGCAUUGUGUGUGGCUACCUCAAACUGCUCCCCAUGUUCCUCAUGGUGUUCCCUGGCAUGAUCAGCAGGAUCCUCUACCCAAAUGAGGUUGGCUGUGUGGUCCCAGAAAUUUGUAAGGAGGUCUGUGGAACCGAAGUGGGGUGCUCUAACAUAGCUUAUCCUAAACUGGUGGUUACAGUCAUGCCCAGUGGUCUGCGAGGGCUGAUGCUGGCGGUCAUGCUGGCAGCUCUCAUGUCUUCCUUGGCCUCCAUCUUUAACAGCAGCAGCACUCUGUUCACCAUGGACAUCUGGACCCGCAUCAGACCACAAGCCACUGAGCGGGAGCUCAUCGUUGUAGGCCGUGUCUGGGUUCUAUGUAUUGUGGCCAUCAGCAUCUGCUGGAUCCCCAUUGUUCAGGCAGCGCAGAGCGGUCAGCUGUUUGACUACAUCCAGUCAGUCUCCAGUUACCUGUCUCCACCCAUUGCCUCCGUUUUCCUGCUGGCUGUUUUUGUCAAACGGGUCAAUGAAACAGGGGCUUUCUGGGGCCUUAUUGGGGGUCUGGCGAUGGGUCUGUGUCGGAUGUUGCCUGAAUUCUGGUUUGGUACCGGCAGCUGUAUUUUCCCCUCUCAAUGCCCUUUCCUGGUGUGUGGCAUCCACUACUUACACUUUGCCAUCAUCCUGUUUACCUGCACAUCAGUGCUGGUGCUUCUGGUCAGUUUCUGCACAGAGCCGAUUGAGGAUAAACACCUCUAUCGUCUGGUAUUCAGCCUACGUCACUCUAAAGAGGAGAGGGAGGAUCUGGACUGGGAGCAAGAAGAAAGAGCCAGAAGAGCCCGCAAGGAGGCGAAGGAGAGGAUGAGAGAGAAGGCUAAUGUAGUUACAGAAACGGAGCAAGAUAAAAAGUCUGGACUCUGCCGCCUGGUUGGUGGAUUCUGCGGACUUAAUGGAGACCAACAAGUUCAAGAUGAGGAUGCAGCCGAGGAUCUAGAACCUCAGAUGCCUGACAUCAGUGAGAAAGCAGUGUGGAAGAACACCGUGGACUCCAACGCUCUGGUCAUGAUGGCUGUUGCAGUUUUUAUGUGGGGAUACUUUGCUUGACUGAAUCAUUUUGUUCCGAGCUUGAAGGUGUUGUAGCUGCCGUGUGAUCGCCAUCUGCUGCCAAUUACAGAACUGGAGUAAAUCUUCAAAUAAAACCUUGUCGCCAUCUGCUGGCAGUGUUUUGUUAUUGCACCACAGUGAUCUGAAACUCUUGGAACCAAGAUCAGAUGUUAACAAAAAAUAUACUUUACAACAAAUAUAUAUAAAUUGUCACGUAAUGUAUAAUUUCACAAUAAAUAAGGCAAUUAAGGUUUUUCUUACUUUAAAGUAACCUGCUCUGGGUUUAACACCAGUAUGUUACAUCUACUAUUUUGGAAGCCAUCAU